Nematostella vectensis (starlet sea anemone) is the source of this 3935-nucleotide messenger RNA. RefSeq names its product WD repeat-containing protein 49. The coding region runs from base 225 to 3572 and encodes 1115 amino acids. The transcript is spliced from 30 exons. The record is from RefSeq and is a predicted model, not a curated record. Gene Ontology annotation, molecular function: protein binding; calcium ion binding. NCBI's taxonomy places the organism in Eukaryota, Metazoa, Cnidaria, Anthozoa, Actiniaria, Edwardsiidae.
CGUUAUAUUACGAGGGUAACAUUAUAACUUUUGACAGUUUUAUAACCCAUGGCCCUCUGCAGAACGACAGGGUUGGUCUUCCUGUGUCGCGGGAAACUGGGUCGAGUCAACGCUGCUAUGGUUUCUCGUUUUGAAAACAUUCAGAAGUCUUGACAUUAUGGCGGUAAAUUGUGAAUUCUGUCAUCCCUGGAACUGAACACACAACUAGUUAAUAUAGCUUUAAGAUGUCUAGGACCACUAAAGAUGGAACAUCCACAAAAUCUGAAGAAAUUACGGAGAAUGGUGACGAAAACCAGAAUGAAAAGAAACCAGAUGCCAAACUCUCCAUGGCGCCAGGUGUUAAACUGGUUAGCCGGUUAACAAUGCAUGAUCUGAAGGCCAUACAAGAUGCAUUCACCAUCAACCAAUCGGGACAGCAGAGAGAGCUGAGUCUGGAUGUGGAUCAGUUCUGUGAGAUCCUGUCUAUUGUCCUUAACAAAGGUGUAAGGGAGGAGUAUGAGGAGUUAUUUAACAAGAUCGAUGUCGCGAAGGAGGGGUUUGUUGACUGGGAUAAGUUUUCCUCACACAUGCUUCUUGAAUACUAUGAAAAGGAUGACAGAAUGAAGACAACACAGGUGCCUCAGUGGAGGGAGCUGCGUAAUAUCUCCAGUCCACACAAGGAAGUAAUCAGAAGAAUAUCUCCCCUGAUUAACCCUUCCAGAUACUUAUCUGUCAGUAAGGAAGGGAUAUUAUGCCUGUGGUCACUUGGGAUGAAGCAACUGCGUACAGUGCAGGUUCAGCCUGAUCAAGACGAGGUCAAGCAGAGGGAUCUGUGGGUGACAGACUUUAUUCCCAUGCAAAACCUGUAUAAGCUUGCUAUUGCACUGACCAGCAAGGAAAUUGCCAUCUACGACUUGAGCUCCAAGUCAGAGUUCAACUGCCAGUUUAGAAUCAAGAACCUUGAUGACACGCCCCUUUGCCUGGACUACUGGAGCAAUCCUGACAAGCCAAAUGAGGCUAUCCUUGCAUUUGGUGAUGUGUCAGGACAAGUGAAUGCCCUACUGUUUUCUGCUGUGAAUAUUGCACUUUUUGACCGACCAGCCCAGCCAGCAGGGAGCAAACAAGAUGUGUGCUUGACGGUAGACAUCAAGGAUGUGAGCAGAGGGCAGUACAAGAAUGCUCGGCUUGUGAAGCAUCAUGGUCACACUGAGUGGACCAGACAAGUCAUGUACUCAGCUCAUCUUGACUGCUUCAUCUCUUGUUCAACGUCUUACAAGGGCUCCUUGGUGUUGGGGUGGAUAGAAAAGACAAAAUCGAACAUGAGAACAACUGCAUUCAAGAUCCCACAAGGAGUGAAUGCCUUUGAUUAUAACGAAAAAGCAAAUCUUGUUGCCACAGCCGGCGUGAACCAUCAUGUUUGUUUAUGGAAUCCUUAUGUUAUCUCCAAACCUGUUGGGGUUCUCAGAGGACAUAUGCAAAGUGUUGUCGCAGUUCACUUUAUUGAGUCCAGGGGGCAGUUGAUCAGUCUCUCCAAAGAUAAAGUUCUGCGGAUAUGGGACACACAUCUCCAGGUCUGUCUGCAGAGGCUUUCUGGAAUGUUCCCUAAAGGUCCAGCCGAAGUUUCUAUAACGAUGUUUUACGACGAGGAGCACAGUAAACUUUUCACAGCAUUCAACCAGCAGUUGACGCUGAUGGUAAUGAAGCCUGAAGUUAAAGAUCGCGUAAUGAGCCACGAGCAGCCAGUUACUGCAGCCAUCUACAACAGCAAGUUUAACCAGGUGGUUACCGCUUGCGCUGGAUCUGUUAUCACCAUGUGGAUGAUCGACACCGGACAGAAAGUCAAACAGUUUGCAAACGCUCACGGGAACGCGGAGAUCACUACCAUUACCCAAGAUGCAACAGAGACGAGGCUUUUCACGGCCAGCGCUGACGGAACUGUGAAGAUCUGGGACUUCAAUGGUCACUGUCACAGUAUUCUGAUGGCAGGAAAUGGCGACCCAGCUGAAAUCAGUCAAGUGAUGUGCGUCAAGCGGAUGAUUGUAACUGUAGGCUGGGACAGAGCUCUCUGUGUUUUCCGCGAUGGUCAGAUCAACUCUUUUUACGUUUAUCCAUCGGAAUGGAAGGGGAGACAGGAGCAUCAAGAUGACAUUCUAUCCGUCGCGUAUAGCCCACCCACAACCAUCGCCUCUGCCAGCUACGACGGCGAGAUCGUCAUAUGGAACAUGAACUCCGAGCAAGCUUCUCGGCAUCUAGUGGCCGAGAAGAGACGAAAACCUCCGAGAUCCUCACGACGCAAUAGAUUGAGAGCUGAAUCCAACACCACUCCUGCGCCGCCACCUACUGCUGAUAUCGACAGCCUGUUAAACCCGCCCCAGACCGCAAGGACUCUCUCGGCCGGAUCAAACGCAGAAGGCCUGGACCAGGAAAAGGCAGCAGAACAUGAUUCUGAUAUCGGUUCGGCUGUCACUAAACUGAUCUUCCUGAACUCCCGUCCACUGCCCACUUCGUCUCCUGGUGCAAACCUCGUCUCUUGCUGUGGCAGUGGAAUAGUACGGUUUUGGAAUUCUCAGAAGCACGCUUUUCUUGCCGAGUUUUUGGCGCAUCAACACGCUGGCUCGCUGACAAUGGCAGUAGAUGACACGAACUCUUACUUGGUAACGGGUGAUGCUGACGGUCUGAUCAAGGUCUGGGACAUCUCUGAGUAUUGUGUAGAGGAGCCAGACAAGACCAUCACCCAACCGCCACCGCUACUCAAGCAGUUCCAGCCCCACACGGACAUCAUCAACCACAUUGGGCUGCUGACCAGGAAUGAGCGACUGCUCGUGUUGACUGCUUCCAGUGACUGCUCUGCUGCAUUAUGGGAUAUCGAGGGGCGUCAGAUCGGCGUCUUUGGCCAGGAAGAGCACUGGAAAAUCGAGCCUAUUUCAGAGGAAGAAAGGAAAGCAGAGCAACAAAGACUUGAAGAAGAGGAAGCCGAGGAGGAAAGCGAGGAAGAGUUAGAGCAGAAUCAAGAUGCUGAAGAGACGGGUCAGGCCGACUAUUUCAACAAUGAGGACUUUGACCCAGAAUACCGCAUGUCCACCUGGGAUAGGACCAUACUAGGCAAAGCGUAUAUGGAGACGCGCAGUGAGAAGAGGGAACGUCGCCAGCCCAUGAGUAUCCCUGACCUUCCUUACCUGAACUGGGAGAAGACAGGCCAAGCUCCCGCCGGACCAUACGCGGCUUUAGAGACAGCAGAGCUAGCAGACGUGGGUACAAUCAGCAAGCCCGACUUCGUGUCCCACCCGGAAAAGUACUUCAGCGAGAGGCAGUCAGCGGGCAAACGCAGCAAGGCCCUUCCACCGUUACCCUCUAUUACGGAGCGUCUCCAGAUGCGCUAUGAUGACAAGAGCCUGUUUCCCAAGUCUAUCCUCGAAAUGGAGGCGAAAAUGAAAGCUGCGCAUGCGCUUGGCUUACGCGCGUCACGUGCCGCCAGCAAGCGGACCGACGGGCAGCCGUCACGUGCCGGUAACCACGGCGCGCGAAAAUACACCAUGAGCUGGAAUAAGGUCUUGAUGAAACGGGGCAGCCAGGGGGUUACCAAGGAUGAGUGAUAACGUCACCGUGUCACGUGUCAGAAUGCGGUCCGACAGGUGGCGCUCACGUGAUGCGACAAAGACGUGACGCGACAAGGUGUCUAUAAAGAGAAGCAUUCGGUGACUUCUCAAGGGCCAUUGAUGGCAUCAUCAAACUAACCCACGGCUAGUUCAGUGCUGAAAGAAAAAGAACGGGUAGUCUACAAAGAUUUAUUGAAUAUAACAGACUGUGAAAGAUGAAGAACGACUGCGUGCGGCUUGGUAUGGGCUAGAAAAAUACCAUUCACGUGUACAUUGUUUACAAGUUUAAUUGUACAAAGAGAUAAUAUUCUUAAUUAUAUUUUUAAUUUAAUAAAUGAAGGGUAUAUUUUUACAAGAAAA